Molecule: messenger RNA, 1527 nt
Organism: Purpureocillium lilacinum
Lineage: Eukaryota; Fungi; Ascomycota; Sordariomycetes; Hypocreales; Ophiocordycipitaceae
Source: RefSeq, a predicted model, not a curated record
AUGGCUUGCUGCAGGGCUUGCCAGUCAACUGGGAAUCGAAGACGUGACAGGAGAUCACUGGGGAUCCAUACCCCUGUCCUUGCCUGGGCCAUCCAUCGCCUCAACGGUGUUGUCGCUCCGGUCAAUGUGGCUUUCAGGGCAUCAGAGCUGGCGUACCAGCUCAAGGAUUCGGCAGCGCGCUGCCUGUUCACCGACCCGUCUCACUUGGAGGUGGCCCUUGAGGCCGCGAGACAAGCUGGAAUUCCUGAUUCCAAGGUUUUCUUGAUUCCUGUCCCGGGAGACACGACACCAAUCACGGGGACGACACAGAGACUUCUCAACGUUGAAGACCUGAUUGAUGCUGGGCGCCGUCUCCCUCCCCUUCCUCGCGUGAAGUGGCAAAAGGGUCGCGCCCGACGACAGCCAGCAUACCUCUGCUAUUCAUCCGGCACGUCUGGCCCACCCAAGGGUGUAAUGAUCUCCCAUCGGAAUAUCAUUGCCAAUGUUAUCCAGGUAACUCUUCUUGAGUCUUCCUUUCGGCCAUCAUCCCACCAGGACGUCAUCCUCGGUGUGUUGCCGCAAUCUCACAUCUACUCGAUCAUUAUGACCACUCAUCUACCAGUUUUCCGUGGCGACACAGUCGUCACAAUGGCCAAGUUUGAGCUCCUGAACUUGGUAUCGGCCGUCAAGCGAUUCCAAAUGAGUCUACUAUACGUGGUUCCUCCCAUACUUAUUGCUCUCACCAAGCAAAGCAACCACACUAGAGAUGCCUCGUUCUUCGACAUGCCUUCGGUCAAGCGAAUGUUUUGCGGAGCCGCACCUCUGUCUGAGGAGCUCACAUCGCAGAUAAGACAACGCUACCCGGGCGUGCUUUUGGGCCAAGGCUACGGUAUGACUGAGGCUUCGACCGUUAUUUCCCAGCACCCUAAAGAAGUGUACGACGGCUCCAGCGGGUGCAUCGUUCCGGGGCUCGAAGUCCGGCUGAUCGAUGCCGAUGGGAAUGACGUGGAAGAGACCGAUACAAGGGGCGAGGUCUGGGUUCGAGGCCCCAAUGUUGCGAUGGGCUACUACAAGAACGAGAAGGCCACUCGGGAAACCUUUGGCGGCGGCUGGCUCAAAAGUGGCGACGUGGGGGAGUUCCGGCUGCAUCCCGAGACGGGAGACGCUCAUCUCUUCAUCGUGGACCGCGUGAAGGAGCUGAUCAAAGUCUCGGGCUUCCAGGUCGCACCCGCAGAGCUGGAGGGACACUUACUGGGUCAUCCGCUGGUGGCAGACUGCGCGGUCAUUCCGGUACCCAAUGACCGUUCCGGAGAAGUCCCCAAGGCUCUCGUUGUGCUGAGUAGGGACUCAAAUGUGAGCCUCGAAACGGCUGAACGACAGCUUCUGGACUGGGUCGCGCGACACAAGUCGAAGCAUAAGCAGCUCCGGGGUGGCGUGGAGUUUGUUGCAGAGAUACCCAAAAGUCCGAGCGGGAAGAUAUUGAGGAGGCUCCUGCGGGAUCAGCACAAGGCCACUUCGGUGCAAGUGCAGCCCAUGGCAAGACUAUGA